Hippocampus comes (tiger tail seahorse) is the source of this 1936-nucleotide messenger RNA. It is a transcript of the gene acadsb, whose product is annotated as acyl-CoA dehydrogenase short/branched chain. Gene Ontology annotation, molecular function: flavin adenine dinucleotide binding; acyl-CoA dehydrogenase activity. The transcript is spliced from 11 exons. Lineage: Eukaryota; Metazoa; Chordata; Actinopteri; Syngnathiformes; Syngnathidae. The record is from RefSeq and is a predicted model, not a curated record. The coding region runs from base 81 to 1379 and encodes 432 amino acids. Gene Ontology annotation, cellular component: mitochondrion.
CUUACGGUGGCGGAAUAUCCGAUGCUCUUCGAUGCAACAUCACCCUCCGGAGUACCCAUGUAAACAUUGUAUAACAAAUCAUGGCUGCCGUGUUCGUGAGGGCUUUGUCGAAGUCUUGCAGACAGCUCACUCGGCCGUGGGUUGGAUGCCAGCCAGGAUGGAGGAGCAGGUCCACCAAGUCUGCCCUAGAUGUGAACUCCAUCCAAGCGGCCGGGGUGUUGAAUUUCCCUCCCUUGCAGUCAUAUUCAGAGGAGGAGAGCAUGAUGAGGGAAUCAGUGAAAAGGUAUGCACAAGAACAUAUCGCUCCCCUUGUGGCGAAGAUGGAUGAGCACUCUUUUAUGGAUGAAGCAGUGAUCAAAUCUCUCUUUGAACAGGGGCUUAUGGGCAUUGAGAUUGACGCGGAAUACGGCGGUACCGGCUCGACGUUCUUCUCCUCCAUCCUGGUCAUCGAGGAGCUGGCGAAGGUGGACCCCUCUGUGGCCGUGCUGUGCGACAUCCAGAAUACUCUGAUCAACACGCUCUUGAUGCAGCUGGGAACGGCCGCUCAGAAGGAGCAGUACCUCAGCAGGCUGUGCACGGACAUGAUUGGCAGCUUCUGUCUGUCCGAGGCCGAGUCGGGCAGUGACGCCUUUGCGCUGAAGACACGUGCGGAAAAACACAAGGAUUACUACGUCAUCAACGGAUCCAAGAUGUGGAUCAGCAAUGCGGAGAAUGCCGGUGUGUUCCUGGUGAUGGCCAACGUUGACCCCUCGGCUGGUUACAGAGGCAUCACGUGCUUCAUUGUCGACCGGGAAACGGAAGGCCUGGCCAUCGGCAAGAAGGAAAACAAGCUCGGACUGCGCGCGUCCUCCACCUGCCCGCUCAACUUUGACAACGUCAAGGUGCCCGAGAAGAACAUCUUGGGCCAAGCUGGUCACGGGUACAAGUACGCUAUCGGAAUGCUGAAUGAAGGCAGGAUAGGAAUUGCGGCGCAGAUGCUGGGGCUUGCGCUAGGCUGCUUUGACCACACAGUUCCUUACACAAGACAGAGAGUGCAGUUUGGAAAACGUAUCUUUGACUUCCAGGGGAUGCAGCACCAAAUCGCCCACGUGGCAACGCAGAUCGAAGCCGCGCGCCUGCUGACAUACAACGCCGCUCGUCUGAAGGAAGCCGGCAGACCCUUCAUCAAGGAGGCCUGCAUGGCCAAAUACUUUGCUGCAGAGGUGGCAACGCUGACCACGUCUAAAUGCAUCGAAUGGAUGGGAGGGGUGGGCUUCACCAAAGACUACCCCAUUGAGAAAUACUACCGGGACUGUAAAAUUGGUACCAUCUACGAGGGCACGACAAACAUCCAGUUGUCCACGAUGGCCAAAUUCAUCGAUAAGGAGUAUGACGUUUAAUAUCAUACCGAAGUGGAGCCGGACAGAUUGCACUCAAGAGACCGCCAUGUUACACUCCCGAUAUCAAUUCUUGCGUCUGUCGCAUGACCUUGCCACAAAGGACUGUCCAGUCGCACCGCAACUGACUGUUACUUUGUCACUUGUAAUGUCCCUUUUAUGCAGUGCUGUUUUGUCACUUUGUACGGAUUUUGCAAUUAUGAUCACCCGGAAAUGUCCGGUAUCUCCCCAGCUAGUUGAGUGUCUUCCUUUGAGUGUUUCAGUGCCUUUGUCCCGCGCCCCAAGCUCAGUCACGUAAGUAGCGGUUAAUUUGCAGUUUCUUUCAGAGAUUGGAAUUCAAGCAAUAUAUAUGGAUCGAGCACGCAUGACACCUUAUUCUGUUCCAACAAGUCGGGGAGCUGUUACAAAAGGCUAAAUUGUUCAGUGAUGUCAGUGUGAGUUUAAAUGGACCAGUAAGGAGCCAAAGCAGCAGGAUGGAAUUGCAAGGAGCAGCCAGAUUUACCAUUGCGUGGGGUCCGAUGGGAACCGAUUUAUUAAAGUGUUCAUUGGUUUCAAGCAAA